Iphiclides podalirius (scarce swallowtail) is the source of this 1668-nucleotide messenger RNA. The record is from the annotation of a GenBank genome assembly. Lineage: Eukaryota; Metazoa; Arthropoda; Insecta; Lepidoptera; Papilionidae.
AUGACUGAAAACGAGAACUGCUCUGAAGGGCAAAGAUCGAACGAAGUCACCAACUCUUCGAAUAACGCAACGCGGAAACCGAUAGAUUUGGAUGAUGUGCUUAUAAGCGAAUUAGGCCAAUUCGGCCGGUUCCAGUUCAAAAACAUCCUCCUCGUAUCGGUACCCUUAAUUAUGUCAGCCUUCUUGAGUGAAUACAUAUUCUCAGCUGCCGCAAUUCCCCAUCGAUGUCAAAUUCCUGAAUGCGGUGAGAACAGCACCAAUUUCGUGUUCGAGCCUGAAUGGAUCCUAAACGCAGUUCCUGAAACUACUACGGGAUUUUCCAGCUGUCAACGUUUCGAGUCUUCCACAUCAAACGGCUCUUUAGACUAUUGCCCGGCUGAUAUAUUCAUAAGAGACAGCAUUAUAUCUUGUGACAGUCUUUUUUAUGCCAGGAAUAACUCCGUUGUAUACGAUUUCGACUUAGGGUGCCAGGAAUGGAUGCGGGCGUUGGCGGGUACUCUAAGCAGCGUUGGAACUCUGCUGGUGCUGCCUAUAACUGGGUACAUAUCUGAUCGGUUCGGGCGGCGCAUCGCACUUGUAGUCAGCAUUUCCAACGUAGCACUGUUUGGUCUCAUUCGGGCCUUCUCCACUAACUACACUAUGUACCUGGUGCUUCAGCUUCUACAAUCAACACUUGGAGGCGGCACUUUCAGUUCUGCCUACAUAUUUGCUGCUGAGCUCGUUGGUCCGAAGUAUCGUGUGUUGACUGGAGCUGUGACUUCGUCCAUGUUCGCAGUGGGAUUAAUAGUGCUUGGAGGCUUGGCGUGGGUGGUGCAGUCGUGGCGCAACCUAAUCCUGGCUCUGCAUAUACCCUGUUUCCUCGUAGUAUCUUACUACUGGUUCUUAGGAGAAAGUAUUCGUUGGCUUUUAUCGAAACAAAAGUUCACAGAAGCCAGGGCCGCUUUGGAAGAAGUUGCAAGAGUUAAUAGAACCCAAAUUAGCGAAAAGUCGAUGGAGGCAUUGCUGAACCCACCGGAACAAACAGAACAAAUCACAGAUGGGCCAGGACUGAUCACUUACAUAGUUCGCUCACCAAUACUCCUACGCCGGGUCUGCACAACUCCUUUCUGGUGGAUCACGUCGACUUUCGUGUACUACGGCCUGUCCAUCAACUCUACCAGUUUGUCUGAUGCCAUGUACCUGAACUUCAUCCUCACCUGUGCCAUCGAGAUCCCGGGCAACUUCGCCACCGUUCUCCUCCUAGACCGGAUCGGCAGGAAACCAACAUUGUCCGGCGGGUUUUUCCUCAGCGCGGCUUGUAACAUCAUUUUUGCGUUCACUCCCAACGAUCUAAACGUCCUGCGGCUAGUAAUAUACUUACUGGGGAAAUUUGGCAUAUCAGUGGUGAUGACCGCAUUGUACCUGUUCACGUCAGAACUGUAUCCCACCGAGUACCGCCACAGUCUUCUCGCCUUUUCUUCUAUGGUCGGCAGGAUUGGAUCCAUAAGCGCACCUCUCACACCCGCCCUGAUGGAGUAUUGGGUGGGAAUACCUUCAGUUAUGUUUGGAACCCUGGGCCUGCUUUCUGGUUUGCUUGUCCUCACUCAGCCCGAAACCCUCGGAACCAAGAUGCCCGACACUCUAGCAGAGGCGGAGGCGUUAGGGAAAUCCGAUCAGCAGAGGAAGAAA